AUGGAACAAAUAAUAAAGGAUCCCAUAAGUGUAUUAACUGGAAAUGUGAGUGAAGAAGCAAUAUUGCAAGAUGUCAAAAAAAUCAUCGAUCCGAUAACUAAAGAUAACUCACUCUUAGAUGAGAUACAUAUAGAAGGAUUAAAACCCUCUCAGGUGUGGGGACAAGUGAAAUUGGUUGUUGAUGGUGUGAAUGAUAACAUGCUCGAGGGAAAGUUAGAGGAGUUAAGUGAAAAAUAUGGAUUAAAUGAAGAGGACGAAGAAAGCGAUAUAAACAAUGCUCAAGAAAGCAGUGAUAAAGAUGAACAAGAUACAAAAACCGAUGAAGAAGAGGAUGUGGAAAGUAAAGAUGAAGAUCUUGGAUCAGAUGCUGAGUAUUAUAAUGCGGAAGGAGAUGAGGAAAUUAAUGAAGAGGAGAAAUCUGAGAAUGAGAACGAUAAUAAUAAUGAAGACGAGGAUGAAGUUGACUUCAAACCGGAGAAAGAUGAAUUCGGAUUAAACGAAGGUCUUUUUUCGAUGGAUGAAUAUCGAAAGCAGGUUCAGGCAUUAGAUGAGAAUGGAGAUCUAAACAAGGAGGGAGAUGAAGAGGAUGUGGAUUUGUUUGCAGAUAUUCAGGACGAUAGUGAUGAUGAAAUGUAUUACUAUGACGAUUUCUUCAAGCCUGUUGUUGAUAGAAGAGACUGGAGACCAAGCUCAAAGAGAAGUGGAAGGCAACAAGAUCAAAAGAGAGUUAGGUUUGCGGACAAAAAUGAUGAAAAGCAUGAUGGUGAGCUUGAUGAUAAAGAUUAUGAGGAUGCAGUUGCGGAGAUGAAUGCAGACUUCACCGAAAAAAAAGGUGUAGAUGAUGAGGAGGAUGAUGGUCAAGAAGAUGGGAAUGGAGCAGAAGGAAAAGAUAAGGAGUUAUCCACAUUUGAAAGGCAGCAGCAAAAGCUAAAGGAAGAAAUAUCAGCUUUGGAAGAUGAGGCGGUUGCAGAUAAAAAAUGGACGAUGCAAGGAGAAGUGAGUGCUCACCAGAGAGAGAAAGAUGCAUUAUUGGAUGAGGAUCUCGAGUUUGAACGUACAGCUAGGCCUGUUCCGGUGGUAACACAAGAAACUACAGAUGAGUUAGACGAUAUUAUUCGAGAAAGAAUUAAGAACGAGCAGUUUGAUGAGGUUCCAAAGAAGAUGGUUGGUCAAAUGGCCGAGUACAAGCCAUCAGGACAAGUAGAGGUUUCUCAGGAGAAAUCAUCGAAGUCCUUAGCUGAAGAAUAUGAGGAUGAGUAUAUGAGCAAGCAAUCAGAUGCAGCAAUCGAGGAAUUAAAGAAGGCACAUGCCGAAAUAACUGUUUUGUUCGAUAGCGUGACACACGAUUUAGAUACUUUGUGCUCGGCACACUUCCGUCCAAAGCCUGCUGAAAAACUAUUGGAUAUCAAGGUGGAAACUUCAGCUGUGUCAAUGGAGGACGCACAACCUUUGACUAUGUCUUCAGCAAGCACCCUUGCACCACAGGAAGUCUACAAGCUUAAGAAUAAAGCAGGAAAGAACGAAGUUCAACUUCGGUCUGGAGUUAUCAUGUCUAAGGAUGAAUUGAGCAGAGCGGACAAAAGCAGACUAAGAAGAGCUAAGAAGAGAAAGAUACGGAAUAGAAUGAAAGAGAACGCGGAAAAGAAGCGUAGAGUGCUCGUGAAAAAAGCAUAG
This is a messenger RNA of Brettanomyces bruxellensis, 1674 nucleotides long. RefSeq lists its product as uncharacterized. NCBI's taxonomy places the organism in Eukaryota, Fungi, Ascomycota, Pichiomycetes, Pichiales, Pichiaceae. The record is from RefSeq and is a predicted model, not a curated record. The transcript has a single exon. Gene Ontology annotation, biological process: rRNA processing. Bases 1 to 1674 code for a protein of 557 amino acids. Gene Ontology annotation, cellular component: Mpp10 complex; nucleus; sno(s)RNA-containing ribonucleoprotein complex.